AUGUCUCUGAGUGGAGUUAGAGCCCUGGCCCUCUUCGCCCCACACAGCAUGCCAACGUUCAUCCUCGCCUUGUCCCACCGCCUGCACGCGUCCGCCUUUGCAGUCGUGGGGCUGGGCAUGUGGGAAGCUAUCUCCCUUCUCCACCCAUCGUCGAAACCCCCAUCUUUUUCCCCCUUCCUUUCCCCCAGCCCUCUUCACCCGGCACGGCAUGCCAACGCUCAUCUUCGCCCCAUCCCACCGCCUGCAUGUGUCGAUGUGUCGCCCAGUCAGCUUAAAAUACCACCUUCCCCUUUCUCCCCCCUCUCUUCCCCAGCCCUCUUCGCUCCACACGGCAUGCCAACGUUCAUCUUCGCCUCGUCCCACCGCCUCCACGCAUCCGCCUUUGCAGUCGUGGGGCUGGGCGCGCGGGCAGGGCGGUACCUGUGGGGGAGCAGGGAGGAGACGUGCCUGUGGAUCUCCCUUGAAGGACCGAGGGCUAUUAUGGGAACGUUGGUCUAUUAUUUUCCAGAGGAUACGAAUGGACUUAAGGUGAACGGGUUACCACCUAGGGACCCCAGCAGAGUGUCACUGUACGAGACUGUGAUUAUACAGUGCACGCUGAAUGCUCCCACUCCUGCUGAUUCUGGUGAGUGGCACUUCCCCGCUGGGACACUCUUUGCCACUAUACACGGCGACGAGGUGCUUAUAAGGAGGGAGAACCUUCCGAAAAAGGUCUCCGGUUCAAAUCGUACUUCUGGUUCGGACGGCCUUCUGGUUCUUGACCCUCCCACGCCGCUCCCCCGCUGGCUCACUGUGUGCACUCAACUCAUCACCCAACCGGUGCGGCCAGAGCGAGUGCUGGAGCAGAUUCAGCUCUUCACUUAUUACAGUGCCGACAGCUUUCUUGUAUACGACGGGGGAGGAGUGGACGAGCUUCUAAGGCAGGCGCUAAGGCCGUACGUCACUGCAGGGAUGGUCGAAAUCGUACCUCUUAUGGGCUUGUCACACCUCUCAGCACAGCUGGAUGUGCUUGUAACGAACGACUGCCUCUACCGCACGCGCUUCACCUCCCGCUGGGCCACCUUCGUCACAUUAGAAGAACUACCCUUUGUCUUCAACGGCCGCCUGUCGCUGCGCAUGGCACUGGAGGACAACGAGGACGCACCGUGGCUGUCAGUGGGGUCGUACGAGUGGAGCAUCAAGCUUUGCAGGAGAGGAGUGGCUGGCACAGCAGAUGUUGCAGGAGAGGAGUGGCUGGCACAGCAGAUGGUGUAUCGCAUGCCCACCCCCACCUGCUCCCACGCCACCACCAACGCCUCAGCUAUAGACCACUGCGUGGGCACCGCUGGUUACCGCCGGUUGCUCUUCAACCCCAGGCGCGUGGACGUGUUACAGCCGCACGCUGCUGUUAAGCCGGCGGAUGAAGGCGUGAAUAUCUCUGCAAGGAAAAUGAAUUAUAAUCGAUAUAAGGUGAUGGGUCUCAUGCUGGGUGAGUUCGUGGAUUGCUACACAGUCCGGGCGGUUGAUCUGUUCGCCAUGCAUGCCUCAGGGCGUGCGGCAGUGCCCAUGGAAGUCAUGGGUUUGAUGCUGGCCGAGUUCGUGGAUGACUACACUGUCCGAGUGGUUGAUGUUUUCGCCAUGCCUCAGAGCAGUUUCUUUCCCUUCCACACGUGCUGUCCCUUCCUUCCCUCCCUUCUCUCAGGUCGAGCGGGAGUGCCCAUGGAAGUCAUGGGUUUGAUGCUGGGCGAGUUCGUGGAUGACUACACUGUCCGAGUGGUUGAUGUUUUCGCCAUGCCUCAGAGCAGUUUCUUUCCCUUCCACACGUGCUGUCCCUUCCUUCCCUCCCUUCUCUCAGGUCGAGCGGGAGUGCCCAUGGAAGUCAUGGGUUUGAUGCUGGGCGAGUUCGUGGAUGACUACACAGUCCGGGUGUUUGAUGUUUUGUUCGCCAUGCCUCAUGCAUCAAAGCGUGCUUAUUCCCCCCCACACAUUGCCGGAUUCCCGCUUGCUCAUCCACCUUGCACGGCGUGCGGGAGUGCCCAUGGAGUGCCCAUGGAGGUCAUGGGUCUGAUGCUGGGCGAGUUCGUGGAUGACUACACCGUGCAGGUGGUUGACGUCUUCGCCAUGCCUCGUGCCUCAUAUUGUCUCUCCUUUUCUCUCCUCCUACCGCCAGGUCGAGCGGGAGUGCCCAUGGAGGUGAUGGGUCUCAUGCUGGGCGAGUUUGUGGACGACUACACUGUCCGGGUGGUGGAUGUGUUCGCCAUGCCUCAGAGCGGCUUUGUUCCCUUGUGCUCUCUCCUUGCCCCACCCACCUUGUCAGGUCGAGCGGGAGUGCCCAUGGAGGUCAUGGGUCUGAUGCUGGGCGAGUUUGUGGACGACUAUACUGUCCGGGUUGUUGAUGUGUUCGCCAUGCCUCAGAGCGGCACGGGCGUGAGCGUCGAGGCGGUGGACCCAGUUUUUCAAACUAAGAUGCUCGACAUGCUCAAGCAGACGGGCAGGCCUGAAAUGGUGGUUGGGUGGUACCACUCGCAUCCAGGCUUUGGCUGCUGGCUGUCAGGCGUCGACAUCAACACACAGCAGAGCUUUGAGGCGCUGAACCAGCGGGCAGUGGCUGUCGUGGUGGAUCCUAUUCAGUCAGUCAAGGGCAAGGUGGUGAUCGACGCCUUCCGGCUCAUCAACCCACAGACUAUGAUGCUGGGGCAGGAACCGCGCCAAACCACCUCUAACCUCGGUCAUCUCCACAAGCCGUCCAUCCAGCAGGCCACGCCUGGGCUGUCAGUCAAGGGCAAGGUGGUCAUCAACGCGUUCUGCCUCAUCAACCCACAGACCAUGAUGCUGGGGCAGGAACCGCGCCAAACCACCUCUAACCUCGGUCAUCUCCACAAGCCGUCCAUCCUGCAGGCCACGCCUGGGCUGUCAGUCAAGGGCAAGGUGGUCAUCAGCGCGUUCUGCCUCAUCAACCCACAGACCAUGAUGCUGGGGCAGGAACCGCGCCAAACCACCUCUAACCUCGGUCAUCUCCACAAGCCGUCCAUCCAGACCAUGAUGCUGGGGGGGCGCUACUACUCCAUCGGUAUCAACUACCGCAAGAACGAGCUGGAGGAGAAGAUGCUACUUAACCUGCAGAGAAAAAGCCUUCCCCCUUUCCCUUUCACCUCCCUGCUGUCCCAAUCCGCCCCUCCCUCCUUCCCCCUUUCUGUUCCCGCGCUGAUUCAUGGGUUGAACCGGCACUACUACUCCGUCGGCAUCAACUACCGCAAGAACGAGCUGGAGGAGAAGAUGCUGCUCAACCUGCACAAGAAGAAUUUUCCUCCUUUCCCUCUUCCGCCCUCCCCUUUCCCCUUUUCUGCCCUCUCUUUCCACCAUUUCGCCCUCCCCUUUCGCCUGCUUCUUCCCUCCCUUAUUUCUCUGGUCCCGUCUCCUCAACCCCCCCCCCCCCAACAGGCCCUUAUCCACGGCCUCAACCGGCACUACUACUCCAUCGGCAUCAACUACCGCAAGAACGAGCUGGAGGAGAAGAUGCUGCUGAACCUGCACAAGAAGAAGUGGGCACACGGGCUGACGCUGCAGCCCUUCGAGAGCCACAACAAGAAGAACGAGCAGAUCGUGCAGGACAUGUUGGAACUAGCUCAGAAGUACAACAAGGCAGUACAGGAGGAGGAUACAUUGUCGACUGAGAAGUUUGCGAUUGCGAGUGUGGGGAGGCAGGACGCAAAGAAGCACCUGGAGGAGCAUGUGUCGACACUCAUGUCGUCCAAUAUCGUGCAGACACUAGGCACGAUGCUGGACACUGUCGUGGUGAAGCCAGUGACUCAGAAGGAGAAGGACGAGGAGGACAAGGCGAAGGUGGCAGCAGGCAUGUGUGACAAGAUUCAGAGCUACGCCAAGCUGUACGGGGAGGGGCCAAUUGCAUGGCAACCACAGGCAGACAAAUACGUGUUGAUGGACUGCCACAGGAACCAGAUGAGCAAUCGUGUGCGGUGCAUCAAGAACUACCUCCUGGCAGCUGGUUAUUUGAACCGCACGCUGGUGGUGCCUCUGCAUGCCGAUGAAAUCACCUAUCACUACGAACGCCGCGCUUACUUUGACAUCAACCACACGCGCCGCUGCUUCGGCCCUCGCACUGUCAUUUCCCGUGAUGAGCUUCUGGAAGAGGAGAGGAAGAGGAGGAUGGGCGGUGCAGGAGGGGGAGGGGGAGAAGGAGGGGGAAAUGUUACGGUGAAUGUCGACCAGAUCGUCUGUUUGAUUGGUCGGUGUUACAAUCAGGACCACAUGGGCGUUCCAGACCUCAUGCCGAACCUAACCGGCAUCGGUUACUCGCCGAACCUAAAGUGGACGAACGGCGGGUUUGUUCAGAGCCAUCCAAUCAACAUCACCGAUUUCCACCGGUCUUACCACAUCCCUGACCCCUCUCACUUUUUCCUACAGGUGAACGAACUCGAGAAUAUCAUGCGUACCUACAUCCCGAACCUGAGGCUGGUUCGGCAGCCGACGUUCCUGACAGGCGAGGACUGGGCGGCAGUGCUUGCUCAGGCCAAUUUCACCCACAUGUUCACUGUGCAAGCCAUGCUAGAUAAGGAGUAUGACGAGAGAGGAGUGCAAGCGGGUCAGGAAGAAAGCACUGUGGCGGGUGCAGUGGGUGCAGUGGAUGGAGUGGGUGCAGUGGGUGCUGCAGUGGGUGCUGCAGUGGGUGCUGCAGUGGGUGCUGCCACUAACCGACCCAUCAGACUCGACUGGGUGAAGCCAGUGACCCAGAAGGAGAAGGACGAGGAGGACAAGGCGAAGGUGGCAGCAGGCGUGUGUGACAAGACUCAGAACUAUGGCAAGCUGUAUGGGAUGGGACCUAUUGCGUGGGAGCCGCAGCCUGGCAAAUACGUGUUGAUGGAUUGCUACAGGAACCAGGUGAGGGGUUGGGAGGAGUGGAGAGCAGUGUAUGGUAUGGCUGCAGGCGUGUGUGACAAGACUCAGAACUAUGGCAAGCUGUAUGGGAUGGGACCUAUUGCGUGGGAGCCGCAGCCUGGCAAAUACGUGUUGAUGGAUUGCUACAGGAACCAGGUGAGGGGUUGGGAGGAGUGGAGAGCAGUGUAUGGUAUGGCUGCAGGCGUGUGUGACAAGACUCAGAACUAUGGCAAGCUGUAUGGGGCGGGGCCGAUUUCGUGGCAGCCGCAGCCUGAGAAAUACGUGUUGAUGGACUGCUACAGGAACCAGAUGAGCAACCGAGUGCACUGCAUGAACAAGUACCUCAUAGCAGCAGGCUAUCUGAAUCGCACACACACCCAUUCCCACCGCACUCCACCACACUCCACCCCUUCCCACCGCACUCCACCAGAUGAGCAACCGGGUCCGGUGAAGCAGCUGGAGCAAGUUAUCCGUGCCUCCAUUCCAAACCUCAGGCUGGUUCGGCAGCCGGCGAGCCUGGCGGGCGAGGACUGGGCGGCAGUGCUUGCCCAGGCCCAUUUCACCCACAUGACCACAGUACAAGCUGUACUCGAUAAGGCUAUAUGCGUUAUGGCGGAUGUGUUUUUGGGGACCGAUGCGUCGUCCUUUAGUGCAGAUAUAAAUAGGAUCCGAGCAGGACUUAGAUUUCAAGAAUGUGACGAUGCUCCAAUUUGUCAUGGGUUGCCGGUGGUGGGUGGGAGAUAG
This is a messenger RNA of Closterium sp. NIES-65, 5619 nucleotides long. The record is from the annotation of a GenBank genome assembly. Lineage: Eukaryota; Viridiplantae; Streptophyta; Zygnematophyceae; Desmidiales; Closteriaceae.